Molecule: messenger RNA, 2433 nt
Organism: Bufo gargarizans (Asiatic toad)
Lineage: Eukaryota; Metazoa; Chordata; Amphibia; Anura; Bufonidae
Gene: SEC22C
Product: SEC22 homolog C, vesicle trafficking protein
Exons: 8
Coding region: 450-1328 (292 amino acids)
Biological process (GO): endoplasmic reticulum to Golgi vesicle-mediated transport
Source: RefSeq, a predicted model, not a curated record
UCCAUGUAAAGCCACGGACACCACACAGAGGGCAUCCAUGUUCUGCCUGUUUGUAGCAGAUGCACUUUAGGGCUCAUGCACACGGCCGUUCCGUGCAUUGGGGACCGCAAUUUGCUUCAGCAGCUGUGUACAGCUUCAGCUCAUGUGUCGCCCUUUUAAGGGGAACAGUGUGCGUUGCUCCUUUAAGAGUGGACCCUCCCAUCUGCACAUGCCCAGUAAGUAGCUGCGGCCUGGACGGGGCACUGGCGAUUGUCUGCACAGCUGUCACACCUGGAGCGUCCUGUAACCCCUCCACUGACAGAUCUACAAACAGGGUAAAGCUCGUCACUGCGCUGGGUCGGACUGUUGAAGUUUGAACCUCACCCACUGGAAGACCCCCACUCUGGACCGGCUGUGUGCCCUGGGUGCCACAGAUGGUGACUUCAUGAGUCGGACAGCAGUGGCUACCUAUGAUCCUGUACGCCUGCAUCGUGAGGCUGCAGGAUGGUCUCCCGCUCUCAGCUUCCACAGAUUUCCACCUGAACAAACAAGUGUUGGAGUGCAAGAGAUGGCUGAGGAGGUUAUGUGUGAGCCUGUGCCAGCGGCCGGCCAGGGGCACUGCCAUGGUGUGCGACCACAGUAUCCACUUCCGCUCGGCAGGUGACGUUUCCUCUCUGACCAUCUGCUCCAGCAGUUUCCCGGUGGCCGCGGCGUUCUCCUUCCUGGAGGAGCUCAUCUGGGAGUUCUCAUCCUCCUACAAUAGCACCGCCAUCGCUCUGGCAUCCAGACCCUACACCUUCCUGGAGUUCGAUCGUGUCAUACAACGUGUGAAACACAAUUAUAACUAUGGCGCCAGCCCGCCAAUCCACCUGGACCGCGGCACCACGCCUGUCACUGUCCAGCUUGAGGAGGUAGCGGAGCUCAAUGGCGUUGCAAAUGGGCACACAGCUGCACAAGUGAGCCCAGCCAAUCACAGAAUGGGCUCGGUGAGCCCCCUGGGUAUCCUGUCGCUGACGCUGAACAUCAUGUGCGCUGCGCUGAACCUCAUCCGAGGAGUCCACCUGGCUGAGAACUCAUUCCAGGACGGAUAUGACAAUGCAGGAAGAGUUCUGGCUUUUCUCAUGGCUUUUUCUGCGUCUAUAUUACAGUGUUACCUCUACCUUUUCUACUGUCCGUCCCGCACCUUGAAAUCCUGGGGACUGCUCCUCGGCAUCGGCCUGUGUAACCUGCACUUGUACGGACUGCGCAGCCUGUGGCAGAUCGGCUUCCAUGUCUUUGUGGCGUUCCUGUCUGCGGUGCAGAUCGUGAGCCGGAGACCUCUGGACAGACACAGCGACUGUGGGGUGUAACGACCGGCGAUGGACGCCUCUUAUUUAUAUGACUUUUAUUUAAUCUUUUUUUUAUAAAUGAACAUACAAGAACCUUCCUGACAAUUACUAUGCUCCUGCACUCAAUCAUUAUAAAUCAGGCCACUAGAUGGCGCUGUUCUAUCCUGCACUCCAUCAUUAUAAAUAUGGCCACUAGAUGGCGCUGUUCUGUGGCCACUAGAUGGCGCUGUUCUAUCCCGCACUCCAUCAUUAUAAAUAGGGCCACUAGAGGGCGCUGUUUUGUGUGUCCAUUAGAAUUUUAUUUUGUGUUUUAUCUAAUGGCCACUGGGGGGCAGUAUGCCUCUAUAGCUGGGAUGCCCAACCUGCGGCCCUCCAGCUGUUGCAAAACUACAAUUCCCAGCAUGUCUGGACAGCCUACAGCUAUUAGAGCAUGCUGGGAGUUGUAGUUUUGCAACAGCUGGAGGGCCGCAGGUUGAGCAUGCCUGCUUUAUAGUAUAGUCUUAGGCUGGCAUGGAUGUAGUUGACAGAGCAGUGAUCCAUGGACACCGCGAUCAGCAGGGCAUCAUUUUAGUCAUAUUAACAUAGUAAGCCACCAUUGUCCUUCUGUGUCACCAAGAAGCAAGCAAGCAGAGGACUUCACCCUGGACAUCUGCCCCCUAGAGGUCACUGGUUUCCCUGACAAGAACAUGUCUGCCCCCUAGAGGUCACUGGUUUCGCUGAACGGAUGAUAUAUAAAAAUGCGUUACUGGGAGGAUCGGUUAUCGAUCAUUUGCCCAUGAAGCUGACAAUUUAUUAGUUACUGUACAUAGUGUCUUGUACUCCAGUCACCUCCAGAGCUGGCUGGCCAUCAGUUUCUUCUGCGGUAUUAUGUAAGCCUUUAUUUGCCAAGCCAAUAAACUCAUCCCUGCCCUUCCCUUACUACUCCUAUCAUCUACUAUAUCACCACCGAUGGUACCACUGCUCCCAUACUGAGCCUGUACUUUCCUAUGCUGACAUCUAGUGGCCAAUAUAAAAACUGCAAUAUUUCAUCAUUUCCAUUUCUGAUUUAUUUCCAAAUGGAUACAAAUUACAAACCUACAAUUUUCAAAUUGCUUUUCUAAGAAAUAAAAAUUAAGUUUCCCUUUAA